This is a messenger RNA of Bombus pascuorum, 992 nucleotides long. It is a transcript of the gene Snapin, whose product is annotated as SNAPIN protein homolog. The transcript is spliced from 2 exons. The record is from RefSeq and is a predicted model, not a curated record. Gene Ontology annotation, cellular component: BLOC-1 complex; synaptic vesicle; BORC complex. NCBI's taxonomy places the organism in Eukaryota, Metazoa, Arthropoda, Insecta, Hymenoptera, Apidae. Gene Ontology annotation, biological process: lysosome organization; lysosome localization; synaptic vesicle exocytosis. Bases 513 to 992 code for a protein of 159 amino acids. Gene Ontology annotation, molecular function: SNARE binding.
AUAUACAUAAAUUCAUUUUUUCAUUUGCAUGCAUAGAAUAACGGUUUGUUUUUUUUCCACAAACAACGUUUAAAUAAUGCGCAAGUCAGAACGAAUCUUCCACAAAAAAUAUAUUAUGUGAAAUUUGCAUCAAUCUGCGUAAUACAACUAUGUAAAUUGUAUCAUCGAUAAACAAACCUUUUGGUUGAAACUUUUGAUGUGUUAUUUGAUUCGAUUCUAACCUAUAUUUGACACAAAACUCGAUGCUCAGAGCGAGAUAAAGGUAAUAAGGUACGAUACCACUCAAUGUGACCAUAUCUGUAUAAAUAAAAUAUGAAAGCCCUAGCAAGAAACGUAUAUUUCUCAUUUGGGAACAUUUGAAAGCGCAUUGCAAAAUUCCCCUAGAUUUCUAGUUAGUUGCUGGACGAAAAACUCGUAGAAUCUAAUCGAUGAGAGACCUAUUGCGGCAGGUGGCGCCAUCUAAAAAACAGUAGAAAGAUCAGAAAGUAUUGUAUUAUAGAAAGAAGUAAAACAUGGAUGUGGAUACAGCGAGCGAUAAUACGUCCAUCGAUGACAAGAUAGACGAUUUUUGUGAGAAUCCAACGAGAGAUGCUCUAACAGAAGGUCUUAUGAGUCUUUUGAAACCUACAGUGGAUCAAUUAGACGAAAGAAUUCGUGCCACAAGAAUAUGUCAAAUAGAAUUAAAACAACGGAUUGAAUCGUUGACGGAAGAAUUGCAGAGGAUCAACGAAGUAUUGCAGUGUCCACUGGAAACAGAUUCUUAUGUUAAAAAGUUGAUUAACGCUAAACAUAAAAUCACAAUUGUUAGUAACAUUUUACAAAGUACGCAAGAGCGAUUGAAUAAAAUUCACCAAGCAGUGGAGAAAAAUACAGUAAAAAGGAAAGCUUUACUGGAUCGUAGCUCUCCAUAUGGUAAUGCCUCUAAUAUUUUAAGUACAGAAGAACAAGUGGAAAUAGAGAAAGGGGCUAACGUUUCUAAAGAAUAUGAAUGA